Micropterus salmoides (largemouth bass) is the source of this 3317-nucleotide messenger RNA. Its product is annotated as aquaporin AQPAe.a. Bases 1 to 831 code for a protein of 276 amino acids. Gene Ontology annotation, cellular component: plasma membrane. NCBI's taxonomy places the organism in Eukaryota, Metazoa, Chordata, Actinopteri, Centrarchiformes, Centrarchidae. The record is from RefSeq and is a predicted model, not a curated record. Gene Ontology annotation, biological process: transmembrane transport. The transcript has 6 exons. Gene Ontology annotation, molecular function: water channel activity.
AUGACGUGGCGUGAGCUACGUAGUCGGCAGUUCUGGCGUGCCAUGCUGGCAGAGCUGCUCGGCACCCUGGUAUUAGUAAGCGCCGUGCUGGGUGCCUCUGUGCCAGGCCCCGGCGAGGCCCCCGGGGGACCCCUCUACCCAGCAGUGGCAGUGGGUGCUGUGAUUGUUGUACUGGGUCACUGUUUUGGAGAAAUAAGUGGGGCACAGGUGAACCCUGCUGUGACUCUGUCCCUGUUGGCCACUCGGAGGCUGGAUGUUCUCAGGGCCCUUGCUUAUAUCACUGCACAGUGUUUGGGGGCCUCUUUAGGAGCUGGAGCCCUCUACCUGGCCCUGCCACUCAAAACCACUGCAGAAUACUUCGUCAACAGGGUUCCCAUAGAGCUGAAUGCAGCCCAGGCUCUGGGCAUAGAGGCAUUGUGCACCUUCCAGCUGGUCUUCACUGUGUUCUCAGUGGAGGACCAGCGACGGAGGGAAAGCCCAGAACCAGGAAACCUGGCCAUUGGAUUAGCACACACUGCUGGCGUGCUAAUAGGGGCACGGUUCUCUGGUGCAAGUAUGAACCCCGCACGUUCUCUGGGUCCGGCAAUCAUCACUAGCUUCUGGGAAAACCACUGGGUUUAUUGGAUGGGACCAGUGCUCGGUGCUAUCCUGGCGGGAGUGUCCCAUGAGUUCUUCUUUGCACGCAGUGCCUCUCGCCAGAAGCUGGUGGCAUGUCUAACCUGUAAGGAUAUCGAGAUUGUGGAGACGGCCAGCAUGACCGGAUCAUCGCUGUCCACAGUCACGCAGAAUGCCAUGAGAGCCAAGCAGGCCAACAAACAGGAAAACAACUGAUGACACCUACAUGAAAAAAACCAAACAGAAAUACAUUCCUUUUGCAAUAUUGCAGUGAUUUUUAUGAAAAUGUACAGUUUAUCAGUAAUGUAGAUCAGGCUUGACAGUGAAUGGGAUAAAAGAAAGGGAGUAGCUGUGCUUUAAGUUAAAUUUAUCACAUAUGAGCACAUUUACCAUUAAUAAUGUAUGGUGUAAUACACAAAAUCAUACAGCUGCUCCCAGUGAGUGAUCCAAGAGAGGAAAAAAGUGUUUAUCCUAUAUUUAAUAUUAUUAUAUACAGUUUUGAGUUUUAAAGUACCUUGUCAAGCAUUCCAGUCCUGUGAUAAAGAAAUACUAAAAUGUGAAAGUAGUAAUACUUCAAGAGAAAUGGUGGCUGUAGCUUAGGUGAUAGAGCAACUAAGCAGUUGUCUAUUAUUUGUAAGAUUGAACCCCAGCUUUUCCUGUUGAAGUGUCCUUGAGCAAGACACUGAACCCCAAUGUGAUUAAUCUGCUGUUUAGUUUCUCAUUUUGUUGAUUUUCUUCUAUUAAAGGUCAGAAAAUUGUGGGAAAUGCCCAUUAUAAUUUGAAAAUGAAAAUGAAGUAUUCAAACAUCUUGUCUGACCAACAGUCUAAAACUCAAAGAUAUUAAUUUUACAACAACAUAAAGCAGAAAACAAUGAGCAAAUCCUCACAUUUUAGAUCCUGGAACUAGUAAAUGUCUGACAUUUUUGCUUGAAAAAUGACUCACGCAAUGUUCCUGUCAGAGUGUAACAAUUAUUGAUCUGAAACAAAGUCUAUAUAUUGGUAAUACAAGAUUUAUUCCCUAUAACAGCCACAUUUUAUGAGUUCAGUGUAGAAUCAAAGUAAAUAGUAGACUAACUGCAGCAGACAGAUAAAUGUUGUUAAGUAAAAAAGUACAAUGUUUCACUAUAAAACACAAUGUAAUAGUAAAAUGGAAAUACUCCAUCAAAGUACCAGUACCUGAAAACCUAGGAAAACAUACAGUAUCUUGUUACUUCCCACCUCCUGUGUCCUGUAACCUAAGUUAGUAAACACAAAUAUUUAAAUGAGACUAUGUAACUUUUGCUGUUGACAUUUAUGGGAUGAUGGUAAAUGCUAUAACAUAAUGUCAUAGUAGCACAAGUAGAGAAGAGUGAAAAGUCUGCAAACUAACUCAUUCAUCAUUCAAACAUCAGUUUAAUAGCACUAUUUAUGUAGAGUUUGCCCAUGUUAGCUAACAUUAGCCACCAUUAGCUUAUGCUCAUAUCAGACUAGUGAGGCUGUAGCAGCAAACCCCCUCAGUAUAUUAAGCUGAGUGAGGGUGUUUAUUGUUGCUCAUGAAUUCAGGUAUUUGUUUGUAAAGAAUGUGUUAUUUCUCCUUUCAAAGUCACAUGGUCUCACUAACAUGCGUUGUGUGCUUGCGGGUGCCCUACAGGUCCCUUUUCUUUUCAAGAGACCACAUUAAAUAUAAAACCUACAUGUUGCUCAGGUGCGAAUAAAUAAGGCAACAAAGGGAAGACUACUUUCAAGCGAUCACUGAGUUAUCCUUUUACUGUCCUUCCACUAAAACAUUACCAGCCCAUUCUGGAGGUUCACAAUGUUCCCCGGAUUCUGACUAAAAUUAGUCUUUGCUUUUUGUUGCACAUGUGGGGAGAAAUUAACGUGGAAGCUGUAUUUUAAAGGGGCUGAAUGUGACCUCUGAGGUCCUGGUUGCCUGCCAUUAGCGUAUGUGAAAGUGCAGCCAAUAUUGUGAGAUUCCGUAUUGUUACUUUCACAUUUGCACAUCAUUAGAAUAUAUAAUUGAGACUCAUUGAAAUCCGUCUGAAAACACCCUCAUGUUCACCAUUUUCAGUUGCAUCCCAUAUCUGUGGAUGCUUUGAAAUGCUAAAGAGGUCCUUGCCCUGCAUUGUAGGUUCAAUGAUGCUCUCAGUCAGUUCGACAUCGCUCUCAUGUCUGUGCCUGUUACCGUCCAUCUCUUCGCCGAGGCCUCCUAUUCACAAGCAAAUGGACCUUCAUACCUCUGUAAUGGCUGUACAGAAAGAACACCUUCAGUGGAAAUAAGCUUUGUAAUUUAAAAUGGGUACAAUGAGCGUGUGUGUGUGUGUGUGUGUGUGUACAUGCGUGUUUGGGUGUGUGAGAGACAAUUUUGCUUUCAUGGAACCUUUUUGGCAAACGAUGCCAUGUUGGUCAGUUCACCCAAAUUAUACAAGAAAAUUUUCCCAGUAGUGGCCUUGCCUUGCAGAUGAAUUUGAUUCAAUUUGCCUAAGUUUUGCGAUAUUCAACUCCACCCAAGUACACCUCAUACCACUAGUGGUAAGUGAAAAAUAUGUUUUUGGAAUUUGGAUGAACUGCCACUUUAAAACCAAUACUAUUUAUUAUAUUUAUUAUGUAUUAAUAUUGAUAACUGAGGUCAAAUGUGUUCACUGUACACUGUAUUAUCUGGAUUUGACAGCAAGUCUAAAAUAAAACCAUGUUAGCAAUCAGUAUCACUAUAGCAGUGUAAUUUG